Neurospora crassa OR74A is the source of this 1726-nucleotide messenger RNA. Its product is annotated as 6-phosphogluconate dehydrogenase 2. The coding region runs from base 457 to 1377 and encodes 306 amino acids. Gene Ontology annotation, molecular function: NAD binding; oxidoreductase activity, acting on the CH-OH group of donors, NAD or NADP as acceptor; NADP binding. The transcript has 2 exons. Lineage: Eukaryota; Fungi; Ascomycota; Sordariomycetes; Sordariales; Sordariaceae. The record is from RefSeq and is a predicted model, not a curated record.
GGUCUUCUCAAAUUUUGUACUUGUUCCAUACCUUUUGGAUUUCGUUGGUUUCCCCGUUGAUGACCAAUCGAAGCAGGUUUACAGACAUUUUGGUUAGUAGAAAUUGAAAUUCGUGGUAUCGUUCACUUCCGUGUUGAUCCCGGGGCGACGAAGCUCCAUGAAUAUCACCGGCCGGUUGCCCGAACCCCUCAUUCGGCUCUACAUCAACAACGACUGGAAGACCCCGGAUCUCGGAUUAACUUGUGUGAUCGGGACUGGUAUAAAUGAAGAUGUGACCCUUUGUCAUCUCAAGUUCAUAAAUCCAAACUUGUCUCUGACUUGCAACCCCCACCCUGUAGCAACAACCUCUCUAGUGGUGUUAGGCGCUGAGAUAGCCUUCGAUCUGCCACCCUAACUUGAAUACCUCUAAGCAGCGAUAUCUUACAGAAGUGAUAAAUACCGUGACGAGCAGCAAACAUGGCUCCGAGAUUGUUUUGGAUCGGAUUGGGCAACAUGGGACGGGGAAUGUCCGCAAACAUCGUGGAAAAAGCGAACCUCGACCAGCCGCUCCUGAUCUACAACCGUACCAAGCAAAGGUGCAUCGAUCUCAGCGAGAAGCUGCCCGCCGGAAAGACGGAAAUCGUUGACUCCAUUGCAGAGGGCGUGAGCAAGGCGGACAUCAUCUUCAACAUCCUCUCCAAUGACGCGGUGGUGGAAGCAUCCAUCGCUGAGAUUCUGAAGAAUGACGUCAAGGGCAAGCUUAUUAUCGAAUGCUCGACUAUUCACCCCGAUACGACCGAGAAGAUUGCUCAGCAAGUCGAAGCUGCGGGAGCUCAAUUUGUUGCAGCUCCUGUCUUUGGUGCCCCAGCCAUGGCGGACGCCGGUCAGCUCGUAGGUGUCCUGGCAGGACCCAAGGCCUCGGUGGACAGAGCUAGGCCUUACUUCAAGGGGGUCACAUCCAAGGCCGAGAUCAACAUGAGCGACGAGCCUUAUCGCAAGGCAUUGACGCUCAAGCUCAUCGGAAAUACCUUCGUUCUCAACAUGGUUGAGCAACUCGCCGAGGGCCACGUCCUAGCUGAGAAGUCCGGGUUGGGCACGGACUACUUGCACCAGUGGAUCGAGGGCAUGUUUCCGGGUCCCUAUGCGGCCUAUUCGACUCGGAUGCUCACGGGGGAUUAUCACAAACGCGAAUACCCUCUCUUUACCGUCGAUCUCGCGAGAAAAGAUGCAGGCCAUGCGAUGAGCCUUGCAAAGGAGGCAGGUGUGAGGUUGCACAAUGUGGAAACGGGCGAUGCCCACCUCGCUGAGCUCAAGGCGCAUGUUGGAGAGAAGGGUGAUAUCGCCGGUAUCUAUGGCGCGGUCAGGAUGGAGAACGGCUUGCCAUAUGAAAACGAAUAAGCGUGGAGCUGUAAUAUCUCUAGAAGUAUUGGGGUCUAAGCACUGAAGAGUACAGCUGUCAAGACUGGGGUGGCCGUUAUGAUGUUUGUACUAUUUUGGAAGGGUAACUUGUUAUCAGAUGAUCUGAUAUCCCCCGGUGUGGAGUAGCGACGGAAGAUAUCUGGAAGCUGUCUCGCUCAACAAUUUGUGGGGUUUUUUGCUUGACACACAGCGCAUCUCGGGCCACCUAACCAAUUGGAGCAACAACUGCGGUCACUGUACAUAUCCUCCCAGUAGUAAUGGCACCAGCCCCGGCCGUUCCUCGUGGUUGACACAUCAAGUACAAGACACAGCUUCUGCUUUUCAACAU